AUGAGUUAUUUGGGUGUAGGUAUUAGUCCUGGAACUGUUCCUGUGUAUCACAGCACAGACAUGAAAGUGUUUGAUAGAAAAGUUAGGAUAACUGAGUUGGUUCUGAGAUGUGUGAUUCUUGGUCUAGGUGUUCUUGCUGUUGUUCUUAUUGUGACUGAUUCACAAGUUAGAGUUUUUUUCACACUUGAGAAGAAAGCCAAAUUCACUGACAUGAAGGCUUUAGUGUUUCUGGUUGUGGCAAAUGGGCUAGCUGCUGGUUACUCCUUAAUCCAAGGGUUAAGGUGUGUGGUGAGUAUGAUUAAAGGAAGUGUACUCUUCAACAAACCCUUAGCUUGGGCCAUUUUUUCGGGUGAUCAGGUAAUGGCAUAUAUAACAGUGUCUGCGGUGGCGGCCGCGGCACAAUCUGCAGUGUUUGCAAAGAUGGGUCAGCCAGAGCUACAAUGGAUGAAGAUAUGCAACAUGUAUGGAAAAUUCUGCAACCAAGUUGGAGAAGGGUUAGCUAGUGCAUUUUUGGUUAGCCUAAGUAUGGUUAUACUAUCAUGUAUUUCAGCUUUCAGUCUGUUCCGUUUGUAUGGUGGUAGCAAAACUAAAAAUGCAUAUUGGUAG
Lathyrus sativus (Indian pea) is the source of this 606-nucleotide messenger RNA. NCBI's taxonomy places the organism in Eukaryota, Viridiplantae, Streptophyta, Magnoliopsida, Fabales, Fabaceae. The record is from the annotation of a GenBank genome assembly.